Propithecus coquereli (Coquerel's sifaka) is the source of this 1543-nucleotide messenger RNA. It is a transcript of the gene ALDH3A1, whose product is annotated as aldehyde dehydrogenase 3 family, member A1. Gene Ontology annotation, molecular function: aldehyde dehydrogenase (NAD+) activity. NCBI's taxonomy places the organism in Eukaryota, Metazoa, Chordata, Mammalia, Primates, Indriidae. Gene Ontology annotation, cellular component: cytoplasm. The transcript has 11 exons. Bases 182 to 1543 code for a protein of 453 amino acids. The record is from RefSeq and is a predicted model, not a curated record. Gene Ontology annotation, biological process: aldehyde metabolic process.
AGAGGGCCGGAUUAUGCUACGCCCCGCAUUUGCAUAUUGUUUUUUUCUUGUCACGCAAACUUCCUGGGCAGGGACUCCAAGGGCUGACUCGGCAGGAAGGAGGGUCCUUAAAUAAGUCCCCCCUUGGCUCGAGCUCAUUCCAGGAGCUCCAGCCACUGGGAGAGGCUGCGUCAAAGGUACCAUGAGCAAGAUCGGCGAUGCGGUGCAGCGGGCCCGGGCGGCCUUCGCGUCCGGCAGGACCCGCCCGCUGCAGUUCCGGGUGCAGCAGCUGGAGGCGUUGCGGCGCAUGACCCAGGAGCGCCGGCAGGACAUCGCGGGCGCGCUGGCCGCGGACCUCCACAAGAACGAGUGGAACUCCUACUACGAGGAGGUGGUGUACGUCCUGGAGGAGAUCGACCACAUGAUCGAGAAGCUCCCUGAGUGGGCCGCGGACGAGCCCGUGGAGAAGACCCCGCAGACCCAGCAGGAUGAGGCCUACAUCCACUCGGAGCCCCUGGGCGUGGUCCUCAUCAUUGGUGCCUGGAACUACCCCUUCAACCUCACCAUCCAGCCCAUGGUGGGCGCCAUCGCUGCAGGGAACGCGGUGGUCCUCAAGCCCUCGGAGCUGAGUGAGAAUGUGGCGAACCUGCUGGCCACCAUCAUCCCUCAGUACCUGGACAAGGAUCUGUUCCCAGUAAUCAAUGGGGGUGUUCCCGAGACCACGGAGGUGCUCAAGGAGAGGUUCGACCACAUCCUGUACACAGGUGGCACAGGAGUGGGGAAGAUAAUCAUGACGGCAGCUGCCAAGCACCUGACCCCCGUCACGCUGGAGCUGGGGGGAAAGAGCCCCUGCUACGUGGACAAGAACUGCGAUCUGGACGUGGCCUGCCGACGUGUUGCCUGGGGGAAAUUCAUGAAUAGUGGCCAGACCUGCGUGGCCCCUGACUACAUCCUCUGUGACCCCUCGAUCCAGAACCAAAUUGUGGAGAAGCUCAAAAAGUCACUGAAAGAGUUCUAUGGGGAAGAUGCCAGGAAGUCCCGGGACUACGGAAGAAUCAUCAACGCCCGGCACUUCCAGCGUGUGAUGGCCCUGAUAGAGGGCCAGAAGGUGGCCCUCGGGGGCACCGGGGACGCCGCCACCCGCUACAUAGCCCCCACCAUCCUCACGGACGUGGACCCCCAGGCCCCGGUGAUGCAGGAGGAGAUCUUCGGGCCCGUGCUGCCCAUCGUGUGCGUGUGCGGCCUGGAGGAGGCCGUGCAGUUCAUCAACCAGCGCGAGAAGCCCCUGGCUCUCUACGUGUUCUCCAACAACGACAAGGUGAUUAAGAAGAUGAUCGCAGAGACGUCAAGCGGUGGGGUGACGGCCAAUGACGUCAUCGCGCACAUCACGGUGCACACGCUGCCCUUCGGGGGCGUGGGGUACAGUGGCAUGGGGUCCUACCAUGGCAAGAAGAGCUUCGAGACCUUCUCUCACCGCCGCUCUUGCCUGGUGAGGUCUCUGCUGAGCGAGGAGGCCCUCAAAGCCAGAUACCCGCCGGGCCAGGCCAAGGUGACCUGGCACUGA